This is a messenger RNA of Oryza sativa Japonica Group (Japanese rice), 2260 nucleotides long. Lineage: Eukaryota; Viridiplantae; Streptophyta; Magnoliopsida; Poales; Poaceae. The record is from RefSeq and is a predicted model, not a curated record.
AGCCCACAUAAGUCGCGGAGCACACCCCACUCGCGGCGGUCGCCGGCGACACGCACCACCGUCUCCGCCUCCGCGCCGCCGCCGUCGUCUCCGCCGCCUCCGGUGGAAUCCUCGCCGCGGCCCCGUCACACCUCAUCCUCUUCGCUUGGCCUUCUCCGCAUCCGGUUAUUUUAGGUCGGAGAAGGCGGCGGAUCCGCCGCUCGCCGGGCGGAUCACGCUCCCUCAUCAUUGGUAUCAGGGGCGGAGACGCGAGCGGUGAGCCUCCCCGCCGUUGGGAGAGAUCUUCACUUGCCAAACUCAAUUCUCAGCAUGUCGUGGAGGCGGCUGGAGCUCGCCGCGCUCUGCGCCUACGCGCUGGGGUUCUACCUCGUCGUGAUCCGGAAGUCGCUUCGCCUCUCUCAUGAUUACUCUGGGAGGUUGUACGGCCUACGAGCAGGCUCACUCGCUGGCCAUCUGAACGACUUGUCCGAUGCACAAUGGAGAAAUUUCCGGGGGAACUUACCUGUUCUUACCAUUGUGAUGGGUGCAUUUCUGAUGUUGGCGAAUAUGCUUCGCUACUGCUACAGCUUGAAGGGAAGAGGGGCCUCUUUGGUGUGGCUUCUCCUGUCUGUCACCUAUUUAUGCUAUCUACAUGGUGCUUGUGUUAGUUUCAUUCUCCUAAUAGCAUUGAUUAACUACUCCAUAGUGAAGCUAUUUUCUCGAUAUAAAUAUUGUGUUGGGCUCAUUUGGAGCUUCAACUUAGCUGUCCUUAUACUUAACCGAGUCUAUGAAGGCUAUUCAUUCUCAUUGUUUGGGCAACAGCUUGCUUUUCUAGACAAUCAUCGGGGUACAUUUCGGUGGCACAUUUGCUUCAAUUUUGUUGUAUUACGAAUGAUAAGCUUUGGAUGCGAUUACUGCUGGUCACUCCGGUCUUCUCAGUUUGAUCAUAAGCAUAUGCAGCGAUGCCAAGUUUGUUAUUCUGGCAAAACAUGCUACUUUGCUUUGCAGGAGAGAGCGCUCAUUGGUGACAAAUACACAUUACUAACAUAUUUAUGCUACUUGACAUAUGCUCCACUCUACAUCGCUGGACCUAUUGUAAGCUACAAUGCAUUUGCAGCCCAGUUAGAUGCACCCCAGAAAAAUUAUUCAGUUGCACAAAUAUCUUGGUAUGGGGUGAGGUGGAUCCUAAGUUUCCUUCUUAUGGAAGCUAUGACACAUUUUUUCCACUACAACGCCUUUGUAGUUAGCCGAUUAUGGCAGCAAUUAUCGCCAUUUGAGAUCUUCAUCAUUAGUUAUGGGGUGCUGAACUUUAUGUGGUUGAAAUUCUUCCUGAUUUGGCGCUACUUCAGGUUUUGGUCACUGGUAGGAGGAGUUGAGACGCCUGAAAAUAUGCCAAGGUGUAUAAAUAAUUGUCAUGAUCUGGAGAGUUUCUGGAAAAGCUGGCAUGCUUCUUUUAACAGAUGGUUGGUCAGGUAUCUGUACAUUCCUCUUGGGGGUGCUCAAAGAAAACUACUUAGUAUCUGGGUGGUAUUCACGUUUGUAGCAGUUUGGCAUGACCUGGAAUGGAAACUUAUUUCAUGGGCAUGGUUAACAUGCUUAUUUUUCGUCCCUGAAAUAUUGGUCAAGUCUCUAUCCAACAAGUUCCAGCCAAGAAGUGCCCUUGGGUUGUUCAUUCACCGGGAGUUAAGUGCAAUUGCUGGUGCUGUGACAAUAAGCUGCCUUAUGGUGGCAAACCUUGUCGGUUAUGUUGUAGGACCCUCCGGCAUUAAACUUCUCAUGUCACGAAUGCUUGGGAAGGAUGCCCUUCCUGUCCUUGCCUUCAUAUUUAUCUCAUUCUAUGUGGGAGUUAAGCUUAUGUUUCAUAUACGUGACGCACAUGAGAAUCAAGGGUGAUAACUGAUAAGUCGACGGGGAAGAACUCCCACUGUAAAAUGUAGACAAGCAGCUGCGAUGAGACGCUGUCAAGACUCAAGACAAAUAGGCUUACCUCUUCUUUUAUGGGAUUUGUUUGACACGAACGAAAAGCUCCUCUGACCGCCGAGCUUUGGCUCUUCUGUAAUGUAGGGCUUAUUGAUUGGGGUAGUGAAGAUAAUAGAGCACAAAUGGAAAUGGUACUACGAGCUCUGUUUUUAAGAGUGGAAAUGCAGGGCACACUCCAUUGGAUUGAAGGAAUUUCAAUUCUCAGACAAUUUUCCUAUGAGCUCUUUUGGAACAAAGCAAUAUCACUGGCAAAAAUCCUAUGGAGAUUUGCUUCCUAUGGCUCAAUUCCAUAACAGUCUAA